Molecule: messenger RNA, 3278 nt
Organism: Oncorhynchus kisutch (coho salmon)
Lineage: Eukaryota; Metazoa; Chordata; Actinopteri; Salmoniformes; Salmonidae
Product: intersectin-2
Exons: 28
Coding region: 381-3278 (965 amino acids)
Biological process (GO): clathrin-dependent synaptic vesicle endocytosis; endosomal transport
Cellular component (GO): cytoplasm; plasma membrane; presynaptic membrane
Molecular function (GO): molecular adaptor activity; protein binding; calcium ion binding
Source: RefSeq, a predicted model, not a curated record
CCGUCCUGGUUUGUAGCAGUCUGGGAAUCAUCUGCUCAUCGCAGCUAGUCUACUCUCUCUCUCUCAAUUAUAAACCAAACCGCAACAGGUUCAGAACGACAUCAGCGUUCUAGGUUGGGAAUUAAGGAAUAACAUCGUUAAAGGAGGGAUUUGUCCUAAACUAGGAAGAUGAUGAAACGAGCAGCUCCUGAAGCUGCCGCUACCCUCCUUUGCAUUGAACGAUGUCUGUGAGUUGAAUAGAGGUUCUCUCUGUAGCCGUUGGUGCUCCCACUAUGAACGCAGCAGCCGUUGGCUGAUGAUGUAGGACGGACGGAAGAAAUCCUGUGAUAUCCUUCAUCGAAGUCCACCCCCCCACCCCCCCGGGAAGCACAGGGUAGAGGAUGAAGGAGCAGGAACCUCUGGAAGCAGUCAGCAUGUGGAACAUCAGUCCAGAGGAGAGGUUGAAACAUGAUAAACAGUUUAACUCUCUGACACCUAUCCUGGGAUACAUAUCGGGUGAACAGGCGAGUCAGUUCUUCCUCCAGUCUGGUCUUCCUCCUUCAGUCCUGGCUGAGAUCUGGUCCCUAGCUGAUAUGGGUAGUGAUGGGAGGAUGGACCAACUAGAGUUCUCUAUUGCCAUGAAGCUGAUUAAACUGAGGCUGCAGGGGCGGGGCCUUCCCCCCUCUCUACCAAUCAGCAUGAAGCAGCCACCCACUGCCACGCCCACCUCCAUUAUGAAGUCUUCAGCAUGCUUCGGUAUGCCCGUCCUGACCCCGGUGCCCCUUAACCCCACCCUGACCUCUGUGCCCUCCCUGGUUCCCAUGAUGAUGCCCCUGGCCAAUGGCAACUCCAGCCUCCUCAACCCAUCUCCAUUUAGCACCACUCCAGCACUCCCUCUGUCCUGCUUCUCCUCUCCAAUGGCAUUCUCUCCAUCUGCUGGGAUCUCCAAGGCUAACUCCCUAUUGGAUCUGUCCUCUAGCAGUUCUAACUCCUCCUCCACCACCUCCCUGGCCAGUAACUCUCCCAAGACGUGCUCUUGUGAUUGGUCCGUUCCCCAGUCCACCAGGCUGAAGUACAGACAACAGUUUAACAGUCUGGACAAGCUGAUGAGUGGAUACCUCUCUGGCCCUCAGGUGAGGAACGCCCUGACUGCAUCCAACCUGACCCAGACACAGCUAGCUACCAUCUGGACCCUGGCUGACGUGGAUAAGGACGGUCAGCUGAGAGCUGAGGAGUUUAUUCUGGCCAUGCACCUGGUAGAUAUGGUUACGACAGGAUGUCCGCUACCCCUCACCCUGCCCUCUGACCUGGUACCCCCCUGUCUUAGAGAUAGCAGGCCAGUAGAGAUGUUGAAUGGAACUGGGCCCUAUCUCUCCACUGGCCUGAUAGACGGGACAGCAGAGCUUGAACCUGCACACAAGAACAAGAACAACGUAUCGUAUGAGGACCGUCUGAAGGAAAACUUUGCGCGAGGCAGCGCUGAGCUGGAGAAGCGUCGUCUGGCUCUAGAAGAUAAACAGAGGAGGGAGGUGGAGAUGAGAGAGAGGGAGGCCAGUGAGGUGCAGGGGAUGAGAGAGGUGUGGGAGCAGGAGCAGGAGAACAAGAGACAACAAGAAGAGGAGAGACAGAGAGAGAGAAAGGAGGCAGCGCAACAGGAGCAGGAGCGCCAGCUGAGGGAGGAGUGGGAGCGAGUUAGGAAGGAAGAGUUGUGGAGGAUGAGAGAAAGAGAGCAAGAGGAGAUCACUGUGCUCCGAGCCAAGAAGAAGAGUUUGGAGAUGGAGCUGGAGGCUGUGGGCAGCAGACACAAGCAGUUAUCAGAUGGUCUCCGUGACGCCCAGAGUAAGAGGCGGAUCCAAAGAGCGGAGAUCGAUCUCAUCAAUCAGAGGAGAGAUGGGCGUGCCUCCAAGAUCAACACCCUGCAGACACAGUUUGAGGACUACCAGAGGAAACUGUGUCAGUUGGUUCCACAGCAACAGAGACUGACAGAGAGACUCAAGAACAUGGGCUGCAACAACAUCCCUGCUGUGGAAAUUACCUCUGUAGGUGGCAGUGUUGCGGAGAAGGGCGUGGUCUGUCGGAGGCUGAAGGACCAAUUAGACACUCUGGAGAGAGAGACAACCGACAAGCUGGCCAUGAUGGACCACUACCAGCAAGACCUCAAGUCAGUCGAUAUGGAUGACUGUGUUCUACAGUCUCUUCUCUCGCUGCUGGGCUGUCUCAGUCAACUCUUCCUCCUUAUCAAGGACCUGAGGGAGCGGCAGGGGAAGCAGCAGUCUGUUCUGGAGGACCUCUGCCGGGUCAAGAAGCAGAAACUGAGAGAGAUGGAGAGAGGGAGAGACGAGGAGAGAAAGAGGAGGGGGGAUGAAGAGGCUGCCAGACAAGCCAAGCUGGAGGGAGAGAGGAGAGAGGAGGAGGAGGAGGAGGAGAGGAGGAGGCGGCGAAUUGAGCCGCAGGAGAGAGGAGGACGCCAGCAUCCAGUGCUGAAUGCAGAGAGUUUAUUAACCCUGACCUCCUGCAGAGCCCUGUACCCCUUCACCGCACGCAACGCUGACGAGCUCAGCCUGGACGCUGACUGUCUCAUAGAGGUAGAUGAUGAGAUGGUGGCGGAGCCUGGUUGGCUGUGUGGUAGUUACCGUGGGAACAGGGGCUGGUUCCCCCAGAGCUAUGCUGAGAGAUGCACCACCCCCCUUGCCUCUGACCUACUGCCCCCUUCCUGUCCAACACUACCACCCAGCCCUGGACUUCCUGACGGAGAGAUUGCAGGGGCAGGACGGAUCCCCGCCCCCAACGUCACCCCCAUCAAAGACUCCUCCCAGGAAAACAACACACACGCAGAACCUCUAUACACCACUGUUGAUGAGUUGGAGAGCCCAGAUCCCAGCCAGCUAGAAGAGUUUGUGGCCCUGUUCACCUAUGAGAGCCCGGAGGCAGGCGACCUGACGUUCUCUGAGGGGGACGUAGUCAUGGUAACAGAGCAGGAGGGGGAGUGGUGGAGGGGGUGCAUUGGAAACCGGACCGGAGUGUUCCCUUCCAACUAUGUCAAACCCAUGGAACCAGAGAUCACUAGAGCUGCUUCCAAGAAACCUGAGAUCGCCCAGGCGAUCACCCUGACUACAGAGCAGCUAAGUCUGUCACCGGGGCAACUGAUCGUGGUCCAUGCCAAGAACUCCUCCGGCUGGUGGCUUGGGGAAUUGCAGGUCCGAGGGAAGGGCCCACGAAGAGGCUGGUUCCGCUCCUCUCAUGUCAAACUGCUCCCUCCCACAAGCAGCAAGACUACCCCUGUCCCAGACUGCCUCUAG